AUGAAGAGCAAAAGGAAACCUAGUAGCAAACCUCAACAACAGGCUUCUGAAGCUAAUGGAUCCCAAGCUAAUGGCGAAAAGCAACCGCCAACACUUGAACCUUCUACAGAAGAAAUAACCGAGACAACGCCCAAUGAAUCGCCUGAGAAGGGAAAGCAUGUUAAAGCCAAAAGGGAUAAACAACAGGUGCCUGAAGCUAAUGGAUCCCAAGCUAAUGGCGAAAAACAAUCGCCAACACCUAAACCUUCUACAGAAGAAAUAACCGAGACAACGCCAAAUGAAUCGCCUGGGAAGGGAAAGCAUGCUAAAGCCAAAAAAGAUAAGAAGAUAAAGAAAGCAAAGAAAAAACCAGGACUUAUAAGACGUCUUUUCACCAUAAGAAAUAUUUUCCUCUUUUACAUAUUUUAUGUGACGUACGCUUGUGAGAAACCUUCCAAAAAUAUUAAAAAUAAUAGAAAACAGUCUUCGUUGAUUUCUGAGCAAUGGAUUUGUUCGAAUGGUGUCUCGCAAUAUAUCCUUGAGCACGAGUUUUUUCAAAAACAUGUUGAGCCAAGGAUAACCGUCCUAAAAAAAGACUACGUAGAACCUUCAAAGAAAAUUUUAGCCAAGCAAUACGAAGUUCAUGUGAAACCGGUCGUCGAAAAGGCGAAGCCGUAUGUCGAACCUCAUGUCAACACAGUAAAAGCGUAUUAUGCUGAGUACGUGUAUAAGCCUGGACUUGAUGCCUAUCAUCAAUAUGCGGAAGAACAUAUCGAUAGACUUUAUGUACAAGGCGGGGACUAUUUGUCUGUGUCCCAAAGUUAUUAUGAUAGACAAGUUUUACCAUACUAUAGGAAGCACAUCUUGCCUUAUCUUCAAGAAGGAUGGAAGAAAUCAACUGAAUUCUAUUCGAAAUUCAUCGAACCUACCGCACAGCAAACCAUCGUGACAAAGAAAAUUGCAGUACAAGCUGCCACAGCUGCUCUCCGUGAUUUUAUUGCCGACAGAUUAGCCAAAUUAGAGCAGCACAUCGAUGAACAUAUCAAAAACUUCAAAUUCAAGGUUAAGGACUCGAAGAUCGCCGUGGAAAAGGUGAACUCAAAGGUCGAUAUCAUAAAAACGUCUGGAUCUGAACACAUUCACAAACUAGAAAAAUUCAUUGAUCAAACAAAACAAGAUUCCACAAAGGACAUCACUGGUAAAAAAGAAGCUGUUGCUUCGUACGCCAAACAGAUUUUACAAGCAUUAAAAGUGAAAGUGGAUGAGGAAAAGAAAGACGCCGAAGAAACCUUGGCGUCAAUCAAAAAUCAAAUCGAAACUCUCACGAAAGAAAUCGAGCUGAGCUUGACUAAACAAGAGGCUGAUAUUAAAAGUGAUCUUCAAGAAUUUCUAAAGAAACACGAAAAGGCUGAUAAAUCCAAUCUCAAAGGUUACGAAACGGAAAUUCACGAUAUUAUUUCCAAAGCAAUAUCCAACUUUAAGGAACUUGAAUCAACCAUGGUUAAAGAAUUUUCGGAAAGUGUAUCUUUAACAAUAAUAUCCAUCAAGAAAACGGCCAAACCCGUUGCGCGGGAAGUUUAUGAUGCAAAAACAGGAGCCACCAAGAUCUUUGAACAACAUCUCGACUCUAAAAACAUAAAUGAAAUAAAAAUUCUGGAAGAUUCGACAUCCGAAACCAUAGUUAUACAAAAAUCCGCAGAUCCUGCACUCGAUUUAUUAAAGCAACGACGUCAACAACAACAUGAUCCCGUAUUGACAAAAUUGAAGUUGGGAUAUAAAAAAUACUGGGAAAAACAAAAAUCACCGGUAGAAGAAAAUGAUGACGACGAUUAUGCCGAAGAAUUGGAGGAAUGUGAUGUAGAAGGGGAAUGUGGUUAA
Molecule: messenger RNA, 1857 nt
Organism: Ambispora leptoticha
Lineage: Eukaryota; Fungi; Glomeromycota; Glomeromycetes; Archaeosporales; Ambisporaceae
Source: the annotation of a GenBank genome assembly